AUGUCAGGCUUCUCAACGCCCAAGCGACAGUUCGACGAACUUACGGAGGAUAUUGUGCGAAGCGAAGAUCACGGCUCCAUCGCGCCCAAAAGGAAUAAGCUCAAAAUCCCCACGACACAACCUCGUGACGGUCUUACCCCAUUGACAGAGUAUAGUCUUUCCAACCUUCAAUAUGCCAGUGCUCAACCAAUCAGUUCUUUUCGUGCCCCAGAUGAGAUUAUAUGUUUUGGCAUGCUCAAAGGCAUACAAAUCCGCUUCAACGUUGCAUUACACGCGCAUUCCAUCAAUUCUGAUAGUUUCGAAGGAGAGAAUGAUACAUUUACAUCUCUCGAGCUCCAGAUUGCAAACGAUCGAUGCGACAUAGCCGUAAAAGGCAAUCUUGUUGCCACAAUGAACAGAAGAACCCAUUUCGCGCUCAAUUCGCUGUCAUGUGCAAGAGAGAUACAGCUUACGGGCAUGAUGCCCCGUUCAGAAUUCCAGAAGAAGUUGAAAGAAUCUAUGGUGCAUACGGGGGCCAAAGCCCAAGACCUAGCAUGUGUAAUGGCGAUAUCGGUUCUCGGAUCACGAGCCAUCGCACAACCUGUGGCGAAGGACCUCUCCAAGCACCAUCUUUUCUUGCAACACCCUCAGCCAAUACCCAGCCAUGUACCUUACGAGAACCCACAGUACCUAGACAUGGUCAGGUCCUCAUUCUCCAACGGAGCGCUUCUACCUCCAAUUUCAGUCGAGACACUGAGUCAAGAGAGAGACCAGUCAGGGGAUCUUGACCAAAGUGAAGACGUUGAUCUUGCAGCUGAAAUGGAUAAUCUGCCACGUCAUGAUUAUUUAACAGAAGUCAACCCUGAUUCUAGGAUUACAGUGGAACUUCUGAGUCACCAGAAAGAAGCACUCGAUUUCGUUCGGCACAGGGAAACAGUUGGGGGUAUCAAGGCGCGGAGUUUAUGGCGUCCUGAAUACGCUGCGGGUAGACCGGCAUUGUUCAAGCACGUCAUUACAGGCUCAUCAAGUGCGAAACCCGAAGACUCGCCUGGGGGCAUUCUCGCAGAUGGCAUGGGUCUUGGGAAGACCUUGACUAUGAUUGCUAGUAUCGUUGCUGGCAUAUCUCACACAGAAGAUAUCGAAAUGAAAAAUCAAGAUGAAGAUAAAGAAGCCACAACGACCCUAAUGCCUAUACAAUCUACGCUGGUGGUGGUACCUUCUCUUUCACUGCUGGACGGUUGGGUCGAUGAAAUUAAGAAACAUGUUUCUCAUGGAAGCUUGGCGUACUAUAAGUACCAUGGACCAAAACGAAUGCUUCCGUCGUCCUCGCCUCCUCCAUAUCAUAUAGUGCUCACGACUUACGGCACGGUAGCCGCAGAUGCUAGAAGAGGGGGUGGUGUCCUUAGCUGCUUCCACUGGUACCGAAUCAUUCUCGAUGAAGCUCAUGUAAUACGCAACGGGUCCACAUCACAGUUCAAAGCUGUAGUUAGCCUAUCUGCAUCCGUUCGAUGGUGCAUGACAGGUACACCUAUGCAGAACUCUCUAGAAGACCUUCUUUCGCUUCUUAAGUUUCUCCGCAUUCCUAUGUUGAGCGACGCAAGAACCUUCCGGAGAUACAUUGCGGGUAACGGAAAGAUGACAAGUGGUGUUUCCAAGCCCAACUACGAGAACCUCAGGCUCUUACUCGGAUCGAUAUGUCUGAGGCGGUGCACUUCGGCCGUUCUGUCCUCUAUCGGCGUCUCCUUUGUGAAGCAUCGUCCCUGUCUAUCAGCCGCUGACCGCGCAGCUUAUGACGAGCUUGCAGCUAAGUGCAAAAAGUCCAUCUUGGCGGGCGUCAGCGGUCGGCCAUUUAAUGGAAUUUCAAAGUCAAUCAUGGCCGCUAUUCUGAGAUUGCGCAUCUUCUGCAAUACUGGACAACUUGUAGGUCCCAUGGAGGGGGGUAUUUUGGAUGAAGGCCUCGAGAGCCAGUUUGAACCGGACGAGAUGGUUAGCUUGUUGCAACAGAGCGGCGACACAAUAUGUGCAGAUUGUAGCUCUGAGAUACUCCUCUCUUUGCGUCCGGAAGAUGCCGUCGAAAGGCAUCACGGCAUCCUAAGGUGCCGCUCGAAAUGUCAGGCUUGUGCGCAGCGGAGCGCCAAUACGGAUGGGACUGAAAGAGUUCUGGGAGAUCGUGAGAUCCUCAACGUGGAAGCUACCCCAUGUGAUGCGAUGGAAGAUGUUCAAUAUGGCGACGACAGCUCCACUAUGCCAUCACAUACCCUAACUGGCGCUCAGUAUCCUGCAAAAUUAGAAGCAUUGCUCGCAGAUGUGAAAGAGUACAAUCUUGCAGAGAAGAGCAUAGUGUUCUCCUUCUGGAGACGGAGCCUCAACCUUGUAAGCAAGCUCUUCCGCAAUGAAGGUAUUGAUUUUCGCCGAGUAGAUGGCGAUAUCAAAACAUCUGCCCGGAGGCACAUUUUCAACGAAUUCCGCGAUAACCCGUCAGUACGUGUGCUUCUAAUGACCAUAGGAACGGGAGCUGUAGGACUUAACAAUCUCUCUGUUGCAAGCCGAGUACAUAUUCUCGAGCCCCAGUGGAAUCCAUCCAUGGAGGAUCAAGCGAUUGGCCGGGUCUUCCGUUUAGGACAGACUCAACAAGUCUGUGUUAUCCGGUACAUCGUGGAUAAGACAGUUGAAGAAAGCAUAGAGUCUCGCCAGGGAUUCAAGUUGCAGCUCGCCCUAAAAAGUGGGCUUCAUUCUUCAGAGCAGCAGAAUAGAAGGUCGAGGAGGAAUGCCCAACUCCAAGCAUUGAGUGAGAUUAUCAGGCCAACUUAA
Neoarthrinium moseri is the source of this 2790-nucleotide messenger RNA. RefSeq lists its product as uncharacterized. Lineage: Eukaryota; Fungi; Ascomycota; Sordariomycetes; Amphisphaeriales; Apiosporaceae. Bases 1 to 2790 code for a protein of 929 amino acids. The record is from RefSeq and is a predicted model, not a curated record. Gene Ontology annotation, molecular function: ATP binding; ATP-dependent chromatin remodeler activity. The transcript is spliced from 10 exons.